UUAUUUAGAACAAUAACAAAAAAAGAUGGCCUCGUCUUCAGAAGAGGACAAUGCAACUGUAUCCGGUUUAACAGAUUUCUCUCGAUUUUGUCCAGCGGAUAAAAUAAUGGAAAAACAAGCUGGAAAAGACUUAGAAGAGGAAGAGAUCAAACCAGUUAGAUAUAGGCCGAAAGGAACGACCUGGUUCUCAAGAAUAGGUAAAUCAAGUAGUCUCACUUCAGUGGACACCACCAACCUGGUGGACGAAGGAGGAAAAGGAGAGAAAAAAUUAAGAAAAUAUCAGAAAUUUCAAAACAAGUCAAGGAAUAGUCUCCCAGAAGAGACGAUCCUCCCAGCACUCCUGCAGGAGGACAAGGCUGACCGCCACAAUGCUAGUCCGAUUGAUGUCCCAAUGUCUCACCUCCAGUCCCUCCAGAAGGAGCUUGAAGCUCUCAAAGGCUGCGUCUCUAAGCAGCGAGCAAUAUUCUCUCCGUCUCACUCGCCUGACCUCUGCGGCCUUGAAGAGGAAGCAUAUCCUAAACCACACCCACCACCUCUGGUAGUCGACGAACCUUUCAAUAUAUUCUCAGAGUCUUCGUCUGAUAAUGUAAUAUUCCCACUGGAGGAGUACUGCGUUCAAGUCGAGCCGUUUUAUCCGACUUCGGAAGAGCCCUUGCAAAAUGGAAGAGAUCCCAUGAGUUUUGCCGAGAAUAGAUUAGAGAGACAAGGAUCUUUAGAAUAUGACCAUCUUGAAAACCAAGAGGAAGAGGGAGAGAGGGUGGAGCCUCAAGAAAAUGGUGUGUCACCUCCAAAGAGUGAUUCGGGUAGUUACUUUGUAGCUGUACAGUUUUCCGAGGAAGAGAAUAAAGACGUCAAGACAAGUACCCUAGCAACGAAUGAUGAAGUCGUACCUUCAAGGAAAAACUCUGUCAUUUCGGUACACGAUGUCAUCAGUAAACAGCCCCAGCAGUCCCUCCCUCCUCCUUUCCUUACACUACAGCACGGCAAACCUUCUCCAAUUAAUGCCCGACCCUCAAGGAUGUCCUCUAGUAUACCAGGCCGACUCAAUUCUCCUAGUCUCUCUAGAAUAACCUCUCCUAGUCACACUAGUUAUUUACCUAACCAGCAAUGGUCCUCAACGUCCCAACUAGUCAGAACGGAGGCGUGUCACUGUCCCUCUUGUUGCUCCUGUGGCUCCUCCCUCCGUAGAUUCACUGGGAAGGAUGGGCGGGGCUCUAGCGGUCACACUCGUCAGGCAAGUUACGACUUCUUGUCAAGGGGAGGCCCUGCCUUUUAUUCCUGUCCUCUAAAGAGAUACAACAAGUCCCUCCAACUCGUUCAUCAGCCGCAAGUUUCUCCUCUUGUUUUGGAUCGUGCGAUUCAUCGGAGUGAAGAGAGUGGAGAGAGAAGAGACAAUGAAGAGAGAAGGACUAGAGAGGAGUCAUUAACUAACACUGUUAGUAUUAAUUCAUUUACAUCACACGAUGGCGGUGCUAAUAAUCAUGCUAGUAGUGAUGUAGCGUCAGUGUUAGAGGGUGAUUCUGAUACACAGUCCUUAUGGAGUGUCCCUAGUAUACACUCUACUUGUUCUUUUAGUGGACCCCCUCACCUUCACUUACCCUCUGUUCCUCCUCCUUGCUGUGAUAGAUCUCACAUUAGUUAUAAUAAUGGAGUUGAUGUCAACGUCUUUAAAGAAAGACUAGAUUUGAUAUCUCAGUGGUUUAAUGAGUUCAGUGAUACACAAAGGAAUAACUUAUUACAAAAGAUACUGGAACAGUGCAAUUGUUCGCAAAUGCACUUGCUUUCAUUACAAAUGGAGCCGAUACUACAUCAAGGAUGUCCUCAUAAUUGCCAGGACCUCUUAUCAUGGCUACCUCCAAACAUCUCUCUACAUAUUCUAUCCUUCCUUGAUCCAGUUAGUUUGUGUAGGGUUAGUCAAGUCAGUAAAAGUUGGCACCUUUUGGCUAGUGACACGAAACUGUGGAAGGAUCUGUGUCUGAGCCCAAUCUGGCAGCCUGGUUCAGCCUGCUUGAGUAAACUGAUUAAUAAUUUCACUAAUAACUCAGAUGGUGUAGUACAGUGGAGGUCAAUGUUCAUAGAGAUGUACAGACUAAGAAGGAACUGGUUGAAAGGUUUCUGUACCGUCAGAACGUUUGAGGGUCACUCACAAGGCAUAUCCUGUGUACAAUUUGAUGACACUAGGAUCGUGAGUGGCUCGUGGGACAAAACUAUUAAAGUUUGGAACAGGCGGACUAACACUGCCUGGGCUGCACUAACAUUGGCAGGUCACUCUGGAACUGUUAGGUGUCUCCAUCUUCACGGGAACCGUCUGGUCAGUGGCUCCUCAGACAGAACUAUUAAGGUGUGGGACUUGGCUACUAACAAUGUCGGAUGGAUCGGUGCUGCCUGUAGAGCUACGAUGGUCGGCCAUUUACACACUGUCAGAUGCUUACAGGCUGAUGAUGAUAAAGUUGUCAGUGGUUCUUAUGAUCACACUCUCAAAGUCUGGGACCUUAAGACAGGACAAUGUAACAUGACUCUUAGGGGACACACUGACGCUGUGCUCUGUCUGCAGUUUGAUAAAACGAAAGUUAUUUCUGGCUCCAAAGAUACCACAAUCAAAUUGUGGAGGUUAUACGAUGGCCAGUGUCGGCUUUCCUUAUACGGUCAUGAGGGGGCGGUGACGUGUCUCCAGUUUGAUGACAGUCGUAUUGUUAGCGGUGCCUUGGACCGACUCAUCAAGAUAUGGGAUUUCACUGGACAUUGUCUCCACACAAUGGAUUGGAUAAAAUCUGAAGGACACACUGGAGUAGUUAGACACUUGCAAGCUGACAGCUGGAAGAUUAUCAGUGCAGCUGAUGAUAAGACUCUUAAAGUUUGGAGCGUCCAAUCAGGCGAGAGAUUAUUAACACUAAAAUCUCACACCGAUGGUGUCACUUGUCUUCAAUUUAAUGAUCAAGUGAUUGUGUCUGGUUCUUAUGACAAAAGUGUGAAGCUUUGGGACUUCUCUGUCUGCUAGAACUUAUUAUUGCCAUUGUGAAUAAUUAUUUAUUUUUAAAUUCAAUAUCAUCAUCAUUUUUUAUUAUCAUAGACUCAAUUUUUUUAUUCAAAACAAUUAUUUCUAAAUUCAUUAAA
Molecule: messenger RNA, 3114 nt
Organism: Amphimedon queenslandica
Lineage: Eukaryota; Metazoa; Porifera; Demospongiae; Haplosclerida; Niphatidae
Exons: 16
Coding region: 26-2998 (990 amino acids)
Biological process (GO): ubiquitin recycling; proteasome-mediated ubiquitin-dependent protein catabolic process
Cellular component (GO): nucleus; cytoplasm
Molecular function (GO): ubiquitin binding
Source: RefSeq, a predicted model, not a curated record